AUUUUUCUUCCGGUUUAUAUUGCUAGUGGAGUCAGUACUCUUCCCGAAUACAUGAAAAAGCGCUUUGGUGGAAAUCGUAUCCAAAUGUAUCUGGCUGUUAUUUCUUUACUGCUGUACAUUUUUACUAAAAUUUCCGUGAAUUUAUACUCUGGCUCUCUGUUUCUAUCAGAAGCCUUGGAAUGGAAUACAUGGCUGUCAAUUAUUAUACUUCUCAGUAUUACAGCGCUUAUUACAGUAACAGGUGGACUUGCUGCUGUCUUGUACACUGACACCCUUCAGUUUUUCAUCAUGAUCUUUGGUGCCACUGUGCUAACAAUAUUAAGUUUUAUCAAAGUUGGCGGAUUUCAAGGACUCCUUGGUGCAUAUGGAGGAGCUAUUGCCGAAGUUAACAUAUCAUCUAUUGAAGGCAAAAACCUAUUAAAUACAAUGAUAUUGACAGCCAAGGAGAAAAAUAUAACAUCACUACUCCAGUUAUCUAAUGAACCGACAGUUGAUUCUCGUUUAAGAUGCAGUCUCCCCUCUAGAAAAGCGUUUAGAUUAUUAAGAGAGAUAGAUGACCCAGACAUGCCAUGGCUUGGUUUCUUGCUUGGACAAACUCCUUCUUCUAUUUGGUAUUGGUGUGCUGACCAGAUGAUGGUUCAACGUACAUUGGCAGCAAAAAGUUUGUCGCAUGCCCAAGGUGCAACAUUAAUGACUGGGAUAAUAAAACAAAUCCCAAUUUUUAUUAUGGUUAUUCCAGGAAUGAUAAGUCGUGUAUUAUAUCCAAAUGAGAUUGGCUGCUUCCCUGGGUCUGAUUGCCUUAAAAUUUGUGGAAAUAGUAAUGGUUGUUCAAAUAUUGCAUACCCCAAACUUGUGAUUGAUCUAAUGCCUUCUGGUCUCCGAGGUCUAAUGUUGAGUGUAAUGCUGGCAGCUUUAAUUUCUGAUCUAACAUCAAUUUUUAAUUCCGCAAGUACAUUAUUUACAGUGGAUAUAUAUCAAAAAUUGCGACGAAAUGCUCAAAAUAUUGAAUUGAUGAUUGUUGGUCGUGUGUUUAUCGCAGUAUUAGUCGGGUUAAGUGUGGCAUGGAUUCCAAUAAUGCAACAGUCUCAAGGAAGUGAACUGUAUAUUUAUAUUCAAGCGAUUGCUGCCUACAUUUCACCUCCUAUAGCAUCAGUAUUUUUAUGCGCUAUAUUAUGGAAACGGUGUAGUGAAAAGGGCGCUUUUUUCGGUCUAAUUUAUGGAUUAAUUAUCGGCUGUAUUCGAAUGAUUCUAACGUUUGUUUACACUGAUCCAAUCUGUGGUGAAGACGAUACACGACCAUGGAUCAUGAGAAACAUUCACUAUAUGUAUUUUGCUAUGUUUUCAUUUGGAUCUACAGUCAUUUUAGUUGUAAUAGUUUCAUUCUUUAGUGCAUCACCAACACUAAGUCAAUUACAUCGGUUAACUUAUUGGACAGCUUGGGAUUCAAAAAAGGAAGACUUCGAUAAUCAAAUUAAUCAUUCAUCCCUUUCCAUUAACUCUGAGUUACACACUGACGAUAGUGUCAUAACUGUACAGGAAAAUGAGUCUAAAUCUGAUUAUCUAUCAGAAUCGGAGGUUAAUAUUAAUAAAUCAAAUUCAAGAAAUCUAUUCAAAUCUAUUUGUUUAUGGUUAUGUGGUCUAGAAAAUACUCCUUGUCCAAUAUUUUCUAAAAUAACUGGCAAACAACAACAAAUCACUCAAGAUAGACUUAAUAAAAUAUCUAGUCUUCAUCAAGAUCCUUCAGCAAAAUUAGGAUUACGAAUUGGUCUAGUUUCUAUUAUAUGCUUAACUAUUUUUGCUUAUCUAUUUUAUUCUUUAUAUUUUAAUGAAAUCGUAAUCGGUCCAUUACCUAUUAUAGGCAAUUUAACUGUAUUACCUAAUCAACAAUAUUCGGAGUAUAUUACUUAUUUACAAAAUCAGAAUAUUAUAAGAUUUCGAGAAAAAUAA
Messenger RNA from Schistosoma spindalis, 1947 nucleotides. The record is from the annotation of a GenBank genome assembly. Lineage: Eukaryota; Metazoa; Platyhelminthes; Trematoda; Strigeidida; Schistosomatidae.